This is a messenger RNA of Didymodactylos carnosus, 867 nucleotides long. NCBI's taxonomy places the organism in Eukaryota, Metazoa, Rotifera, Eurotatoria, Philodinida, Philodinidae. The record is from the annotation of a GenBank genome assembly.
AUGAUUCGGGAUACCGGCACCAUCCAGCUAUCGUGCCCACCUGGUCGUUCACGUGUCGUUCGUACUUCAGCAGCAAUUCAAAAAGUGAAAAGUCGAUUAAGACGGAAAAAAAACGUGUCGGUUCGGAAAUUGUCACGUGAAUUAAAUAUUUCACGAAGAACUGUUGGACGAAUACUCAAGAACGAUCUGAAAUGUCAUCCAUACAAGAAAAUAAUCGAACCAAAACUCACCGACAGCCACAAAGCCGAAACAAAAAAGUUUGCAAAUUGGAUUUUUGACAUCAACGGUGUCUAUAAUUCUCAAAACGAUCGAAUAUGGGCAGUAGAUCGUGCUCAAGCUGAUACAAAAGGUGGUAGAAAACAAGUGCAACAAUUUCCACAAAAAGUUAUGGUCUGGUUGGGAGCAUGUUCAAAAGGCGUGACGCCGUUAGUGAUUUUGGAUCGGAAACCAAAACCAAAAAGCGAUAAAGGGACAGUCGAUCACGUUCGAUAUAUACAAGAAGUGCUUCCGGUGGCUCUGGCAUACGGAAAUGAAGUAUUUGGUGAUCACUGGAUGUUUCAACAAGACGGUGCGGGUGCCCACAAGCAUCAGUUAACUCAAAAUUGGUGUCGAGACCAUUUUCCGUCGUUUAUAACCGAAGAUCGUUGGCCAGCAAAUAGUCCCGAUUUGAAUCCAUUAGAUUAUUCAAUCUGGGAUGAAUUUGUUCACGCCAUCAACUGGGGCAAAGUAACAUCAAAAAAGACCUUAAUUGAAGAAUUAAAACGUGCAGUAAGAAAAAUUAGACCAAAAAUAGUUUUAGAAAGCUGUAAUUCUUGGACUGUUCGUUUGUUGAAUGUUUGUAAAAAUGACGGAAAUUAUCUACGUUAA